AUGGGUAUCUGCUGCUCUAGACGAGAUAGUAUAGACGGCACUAAGUUUCGUUAUGUUGAUGGAAGAAGGUAUCAUAAUAUCUCUAAUUCCGAGUAUAUUGGUGCAAAUGAUGAUGAGGAGGCUAAUCGGUUAAUACGAUAUCAUGAAGCGAUAAAAAUUGUUUGGGGAGGAUUGUUCUAUUCACCUAUUGAAGAAAAAUUGGAAAAUGGAGCUAAAGUUAUCGAUGUUGGAUGUGGUGCGGGCGUAUGGCUUUUGGAUAUGGCACAAAAAUAUCCCAACUCUUAUUUUGUAGGAAUAGACUUCUCACCAAUGUUUCCAACAGAAGGUCUUCCUACAAAUUUAACCUUUCUCAAUUAUAAUUUUCUGGAUGGUGCACCUUUCAAUGACUCCUAUUUUGAUUUUGCACACCUAAAAUUUAUGACCGCCUCAUUCACAAAAGUGCAAUGGAAAGAAAAAGUCAUUCCCGAAUUGAUACGAAUAACCAAAUCAGGCGGAUGGAUUGAAUUUAUGGAAUGUGAAAAUGUUAGGACUAAUGGAGUCGCUAUGAAGCGUAUUUCAAAUGGAAUGAAGAAAUUCUUCGAAGAAAAAGAUAUGGAUUGCAUAUCAAACGGACAUCUUCCUCAUCUACUGGAAGAGACCAAUGCUUUCUCAGAAAUUAGAAACGAGAAAAAAUCUAUUACUUUAGGUAAAAAAGGUGGUUAUGCGGGUCAAGAGACACUAAAAUUUUAUAUGAGCGGUAUAAAAAGUGCCCGAAUCCUUAUGUCUUCCUAUAUGGAUAUUAUGCCUGAGCAUUAUGAUGCGCUCGUAGAAGCGGCCUUUAUUGAAGCAGAUAAAUAUGAUAUGUUUAGUGACAAUUUUCGAAUUUGCUGUCAUAAGCUUUAG
Molecule: messenger RNA, 882 nt
Organism: Ambispora leptoticha
Lineage: Eukaryota; Fungi; Glomeromycota; Glomeromycetes; Archaeosporales; Ambisporaceae
Source: the annotation of a GenBank genome assembly